AUGUCUAACGUCUUUUUCCCAUUCUCCAAGGCGCCUUUGCGCACGGUGAAGGAGAUUCAGUUUGGUCUCUUUUCGCCUGAGGAUAUCAAGCGGAUGAGUGUCGUUCACGUCGAAUACCCAGAGACAAUGGAUGAGCAACGGCAGCGCCCUCGGACUAAAGGUGUUAAUGACCCACGCCUGGGUACGAUUGAUCGCCAGUACAACUGCGAGACUUGCGAGGAAGGCCCGAAAGAGUGUCCUGGACAUUUCGGUCACAUCGAGCUCGCAUCACCUGUCUUUCAUAUCGGUUUCUUGACAAAAAUUAAGAAGCUUUUGGAAACAGUCUGCCACAACUGUGGAAAAAUCAAAGCUAAUCAGUCCGAUUCCAAAUUCUUAGAAGCUCUUCGCAUGCGAGACCCCAAACGACGUUUCGACACCAUCUGGCGCCUUUCAAAGGAUGUGUUAAUUUGUGAGGCUGAUCCAUCACCAGAUGAUGAAGAAUACCAAAAGGAGGGCCAGAAGAAAAGCCUCCACGGUGGAUGCGGUAACGCCCAGCCUACUGUUCGGAAAGAAGGAAUUACCCUUGUUGGUACAUGGAAACCUAGCAAGAGUAUGAUGGAGGACGAGAUGGCACAGCCGGAGAAGAAGGUUAUCACUCCAGGCAUGGCUUUGAACAUCUUCCGAAACAUCUCCCACGAAGAGGUGCGCAUUAUGGGUCUCAGUAAUGACUACGCACGUCCAGAGUGGAUGAUUCUUACCGUUCUUCCCGUCCCACCUCCCACUGUUCGUCCCAGUGUUAUGAUGGGAGCUACCAGUGGCUCUCGUGGCGAGGACGAUUUGACUUAUAAGCUGGCUGAAAUCGUACGUGCGAACCAGAAUGUCCAGCGCUGUGAACAGGAAGGGGCGCCAGAACACGUCAUUCGUGAAUUCGAGUCCCUACUGCAAUACCACAUCGCUACAUAUAUGGACAACGACAUUGCUGGUCAGCCCAAGGCCAUGCAGAAAGGAAACCGACCUGUCAAGGCCCUGCGCAGUCGUCUCAAGGGUAAGGAAGGUCGUUUGCGUCAGAAUUUGAUGGGAAAGCGUGUCGACUUCUCGGCCCGUACCGUCAUUACUGGUGAUCCGAACUUGUCCCUCGAAGAAGUUGGUGUUCCAAUUUCGACAGCUAAGAUUUUAACCUACCCGGAGGUGGUAACUCCUUACAACAUUGAGAAGUUGCAGGCGUUGGUUUCCAAUGGACCUAAUAUUCACCCCGGUGCGCGUUAUAUUGUUCGAGACAAUGGUGAGCGUAUCGAUCUUCGCCAUGCCAAGCGUGCUGGUGCCCAACAACUGCUUUACGGCUGGAAGGUCGAACGCCACUUGGACAACGGUGAUGUUAUCUUGUUCAACCGUCAACCCUCCCUUCACAAGGAAUCUAUGAUGGGUCACCGUGUUCGUGUCAUGCCCUUCUCAACUUUCCGAAUGAAUUUGUCCGUCACAUCUCCUUACAACGCCGAUUUCGAUGGUGACGAGAUGAACUUGCACGUUCCCCAAAGCGAGGAGGCACGCGCUGAGCUUUCUGAGCUGGCCCUCGUCCCAAAGAACAUUGUGUCCCCCCAGCGCAAUGGACCUCUUAUGGGUAUUGUCCAGGACAGUCUUUGUGGUAUCUACAAGCUUUGUCGUCGUGACAUCUUCCUUUCCAAGGAUCAAGUUAUGAACGUCAUGCUCUGGGUUCCUGAAUGGGAUGGUGUUAUUCCUCCACCUGCAAUCCUCAAGCCUCGUCCUCGCUGGACCGGAAAGCAGAUGAUCAGUAUGGCUUUCCCUUCUGGUCUCAACCUUCUCCGUAUCGACAAGGAUAGCUCGCCACUCUCCGAGAAAUUUAGUCCUCUUAAUGAUGGUGGUCUGCUGAUCCAUGGCGGACAGUUGCUGUACGGCAUGCUUUCGAAGAAGACUGUUGGAGCCAGUGGUGGUGGUGUCAUCCAUACCAUUUUCAAUGAGUACGGAUGUGACCAGGCCGUGCACUUCUUCAACGGUGCUCAGAGAAUUGUCAAUUACUGGCUCCUUCAUCACGGUUUCAGUAUCGGUAUCGGUGAUACGAUCCCCGAUCGCCGUACCAUUGACAAGAUUGAGGAGGCUGUCCGCGAGCGCAAGAAUGAGGUCGAGCAGAUUACUGCCAGUGCCACAGAGAACACUCUGGAGGCCUUGCCUGGUAUGAACGUUCGUGAGACGUUCGAGAGUAAGGUUUCUCGUGCUCUUAACAACGCCCGUGAUGAAGCUGGUGCUGCUACUGAGCAGAGUUUGAAGGACUUGAACAAUGCUGUUCAGAUGGCUCGUUCAGGUUCCAAGGGUUCCACCAUCAACAUUUCCCAGAUGACUGCUGUUGUGGGACAACAAUCUGUGGAAGGCAAACGUAUUCCCUUUGGUUUCAAGUACCGUACCUUGCCUCACUUUACCAAGGAUGAUUACUCUCCCGAAUCCCGUGGUUUCGUCGAGAACUCUUACCUGCGUGGUUUGACACCAACUGAGUUCUUCUUCCACGCCAUGGCUGGUCGUGAAGGUUUGAUUGAUACUGCAGUCAAGACUGCCGAGACCGGUUACAUUCAACGUAAGCUAGUCAAGGCCUUGGAAGAGGUUAUGGUCAAGUAUGACGGCACCGUCCGUAAUUCCCUGGGUGAUAUCAUCCAAUUUAUCUACGGAGAAGAUGGUCUCGAUGGCGCGCACAUUGAAAACCAAAGGGUUGACAUCAUCCGAUGCUCAGACGAAAAACUUCGUGAUCGCUUCCGCGUCGAUGUCAUGGACCCUGAGCGUACUCUUGGCCCUGACGUUUUGGAGCAAGCUAACGAAAUCGCGGGUGAUAUGGAGGUUCAGAAGUACUUUGAUGAAGAAUGGGAGGCAAUCCUCAAGGAUCGCGCUUUCCUUCGCACCGUUGCGAAGGAAGACGAAGAAAUGAUGCAGCUUCCUAUAAACAUCCAGAGAAUUCUUGAAAUGGCGAGAACUACCUUCCGCAUCCGCGAGGGGACUAUCAGCGAUCUGCACCCUGCUGAGGUUAUUCCUCAAGUCCAGGCCCUUUUGGAUCGACUGUUGAUUGUCCGUGGAGAUGAUCCCAUCUCGCGCGAGGCUCAAGAUAAUGCGACAUUGCUCUUUAAGGCUCAGUUGCGCAGUCGUCUGGCUUUCCGACGACUUGUUACCGACUACUCUCUCAACAAGCUGGCCUUCCAGCACGUUAUCGGUGCCAUUGAGAUGCGUUUCGCUCGUGCCGGAGCUAACCCUGGUGAAAUGGUCGGUGUUCUUGCAGCUCAGUCUAUUGGUGAGCCUGCCACUCAGAUGACAUUGAACACCUUCCACUUUGCUGGUGUUUCAUCCAAGAACGUCACUCUCGGUGUGCCUCGUCUCAAGGAAAUUCUGAACGUGGCUACCAACAUCAAGACUCCUUCCAUGACGGUGUACCAGGAAUCUCACCAGACUUUGAACAAGGAAGGAGCUAAGCAGCUGCGAAGCGUUGUCGAGCACACCAGCUUGCGAUCUGUCACGGAGGCAACCGAGAUUUACUAUGAUCCGGAAAUCCAAUCUACUGUCAUUGAGAACGAUCGAGACAUGGUCGAGUCAUACUUCAUCAUCCCUGAGGAUGUCGGCGAGGAUCCUGCUCACCAGUCCAAGUGGCUUCUGCGUAUCAUUCUCAGUCGGCCUAAGCUUCUCGAUAAAGGUCUUACUGUGCAAGAAGUUGCCUCCAAGAUCAAGCAGGCGUACCCUCGGGAUAUUGCUGUUAUCUUCAGUGAUAACAACGCUGAUGAGCAAGUCAUUCGUAUCCGUCAAAUCCAGGAUCACAAGGAUGAUGAAGAUGACGAUGUUGAGUACGAUGUGACCUUGAAGAAGCUUGAGCAGCACCUUCUCGAUACUUUGACCUUGCGUGGUGUUCCCGGCGUAGAACGUGCGUUCAUCAAUGAGAAGACCAUUGUUCGAGUCCUCGAGGAUGGUACUUUGUUCACAAGCAAGUCAGAUCCCCUCUGCAAGGAGUGGGUUCUUGAGACCAGUGGCUCCGCUCUUGCACCUGUUCUUGCGAUCCCCGGUGUUGAUGCUACGCGUACCUACUCUAACCAGUUCAUUGAGAUUUUCGAAGUCUUCGGUAUCGAGGCCGCUCGUACUGCUCUCCUUCGCGAAUUGACUCAGGUGUUGGCUUUUGACGGUUCCUAUGUCAAUCAUCGUCACUUGGCCCUCUUAGUUGAUGUUAUGACUGUCCGUGGUUAUCUGACCCCCGUUACUCGUCACGGUAUUAACCGUGCCGAUAACGGUGCACUGAUGCGCUGUUCCUUCGAAGAGACUGUCGAGAUUCUUCUGGAGGCCGCUGCCUUCGGAGAGCUUGAUGACUGCCGCGGUGUUUCAGAGAACCUGAUUCUUGGACAGAUGGCUCCCGCUGGAACGGGUGAGUUUGAUGUUUACCUGGAUCAGAACCUUCUGAAUACGGUUGUAUCCAACAAUGCUCGCUUUGGACUUAUGGGCGGUGUCGGUGCCAAGGAUGCCAUCAUCCCCGAUGGAGCUGCCACUCAGUACGACACUGGAUCACCCAUGGCCAGCUCUCCUUACUUAGCAGAUGGCGAUCCAGAUGCGAGCUUCUCGCCUAUUCGUCAACCUGGUGCCGAGACCCCCGGUGGCUUCAGCCAAUACAAGCCCAACGAUUAUGGAAUUGGUGGUUUCAGCCCUGGUGCACGCAGCCCCGGUGCCUACUCUCCCACUAGUCCCUUCAAUACCAGUCCCACAUCCCCCGGAUACUCCCCGACAUCGAGCUAUUCUCCCACGUCGCCUGCCAUGAGUAUGUCGAUGACUUCUCCUGGAUUCUCACCCGCCACGAGUCCGUCUUUCGCCCCGACUUCUCCUGCUUACUCUCCGACGUCACCGGCUUAUGGCCAGGCCUCUCCUACGUCGCCUUCAUACUCGCCAACUUCGCCUGGAUUUUCACCCACGUCUCCAAAUUAUAGCCCUACGUCUCCGAGUUUCAGUCCGGCCUCGCCAGCCUUUAGCCCGACCUCUCCUAGCUACAGCCCUACCAGCCCUGCGCUUGGUGGUGGUCGGCACCUAUCACCCACAUCUCCUACAUCUCCCAAGUACACUCCCACAUCUCCUGGCUGGUCUCCCACGAGUCCUCAGUCAUAUUCACCUACGUCUCCUAACUUUGGUGGAUCGCCGACGUCGCCUACUUCUCCCGGCUAUAGCCCUACUUCCCCAGCUUACAGCCCUACGUCUCCGCGCCAGUGA
Penicillium verhagenii is the source of this 5208-nucleotide messenger RNA. RefSeq names its product DNA-directed RNA polymerase II subunit RPB1. Gene Ontology annotation, cellular component: RNA polymerase II, core complex. The coding region runs from base 1 to 5208 and encodes 1735 amino acids. The record is from RefSeq and is a predicted model, not a curated record. Gene Ontology annotation, molecular function: DNA binding. The transcript has 5 exons. Lineage: Eukaryota; Fungi; Ascomycota; Eurotiomycetes; Eurotiales; Aspergillaceae. Gene Ontology annotation, biological process: transcription by RNA polymerase II.